CCACUGUGCUCCUCCGUUUUCCCGCGCUCAAUGCAUUGCGCAACGCUUGCAUGCAAUCGUGUGCUGUACGCAACACGCUGCAGUCACCUGCAUACGGCCGCACGUUACCAUAGCAACGAUUCUAACAAAAACACCAACAAAUCGAACCAUUUUUUGUUCACCAUCAGCGCAACCUUGCUUUGUUUUUUCCGCGCGUUGUCCAUUUUUUUUCGCUCCUCUUCACUAGUGUGAAAUUUUCGUGUUUGCUGCGAGUGCUGCCUUCCUUUCGGCCGAGUCAAAAAUGGUAGCACGACGUAACAACGUGCUGACCUAAGCGUGUGUCCAUGUGUGUGUGGGUGUGUGCAAGGGUGUUUGUGUGUAUCAAAUUCUACUAGAAAACUACAGCGAACUUCUCUAGUGCAGUGUGUUGGAACACCCCAGUCGCACCACCGGCCGACGAUGGGGAAGGAUUCGGUGCGCGAAAAGGACACCGCCGUGGUGAUGGCCGGCGGUAGCAGAAGAUCCGGCGGCCGUCCGGUCAGUGCAUCGCCGUACUCGGAAAAUUAUCGGCCACCGAUCGAUCUCUGCCAGCGUCAUCUGAUCAACCACCGGCUGAUGGUGUCGAAGCUGACACGGCGCGAGCUGGAGGACAAAUAUCUCAGCCUGUGCGACGAGAACUACACCAUCAAGAAACGGUUCCUCGAGCAGGAAGAGUUGGUGAAGCGGUUGAAAACGAAGCUGACACGCCUGUCGAACGAGAGCAAUACACGGUCCAAAUCGCGCCUCGACAUGGCCUCGAACGAACACUACAGCAGACUGCACGAUCUGGAGCUACAGCGGCGAGAACUGCACGAAAAGUUGGAAGCCCUUCGCCGUGCUACGUCCACCGAAGGACGACGGAUCGAAAACGCAAGCAAGGCUAAUAGCGCGAGGACAAGCACCGUGCAUCAGCGUCGUUCGAAAAGUGCCCGUCCGGCGAAGGAUCCAGAUGCGGUGGGUCGUCGAGAGUGCAAGUCUUCUUCACCGUCGAACGAUGGGUACGACGAGGAGGAGGACGAUCGUCGCCAUCGUGCGGUUGGCAGUGGACCAGGUCGUCGCGUCAGUACGGACGAUCGAACGGAAGAUGAUGAUGACAGCGUUGAUGGUGGGGUGGCACGGCGGAACAGUCACCGGAAGUCGUACGGUGCGGACGAUGAAGAUGAGGAUGACGAUGAGGAGGACGAUGAGAAUGAUGAGCGUGCCGGUGUGGACGAGGAUCGGGAUGUACUGUCCGGAGGUAGUGAGGAUCUGCAUGGAAGCGAUCGUCGAGAGUCGGCUAGAGUGGACUCGAAUGGACUCGGCGGUACGAAGGCAAGCAAUUCGAAGGAGCGUCGCCAUGGCUCGGAAAAAUCCAAAACGCGACAGGCACAGUGUCCGGACUGUGAGCGCCACCGUACGGAGCAGCUGACGCGCGAAACAGACCUCGUCAAAAUGAAGCUAAACAUCAAAUACCUCCACAAGGAGCUGCAAAAUGAGAAGGAAAAGAGUUCGCUGCUAGCACGCCAGCUGGAGGAGAAGCUGUCGUACGAAAUCAUGAAACGGAACGCGGCAGAAAACCUCGAAAUACUUAACCUAAACCGACAGGUGGAGGACCUGGCGAAGGAACUGCAGCGACAGGUGGACGAGCAGAAGCGGUCGAUGGAGCACGAGAUGCGGAAGCAAGGUGAUCUGGAAGCUCAAAUACGCAAGGAGAAGGACAAAAACGUGUCCCUGUUUGAGGAAUGUGAACGGUUAAAGAAAAACAUUGAAAAGCUCAAGGAGAACAUGUCCGAGGUGGAGAUUGAGCGCGAUUUUCUGAAACGACAGCAGGAAAACUUUACCAAAAUUGUGGACGAAAACAAGCUGCUCAAGUACCAGCUGGACGAGCUGCGGAAGCACAACGAGGAGCUGCUGAAGCAGAUCGAUACGCUGAAGGAGGAGGAACUCGUCACGAAGGAAUCACAGCGCGAGUUGCUGGCGAAGCUCAAGACGUUACAGCAGGACAAUGACACGCUGUCGGUAAUGUUGGAAGGUUUGCGCACCGAGAACGAACUGCUGGCCGAGGAACGAACGCAGCUGGAGCAUAGUCUGAAGAGCUUAGAAGCAUCACCCAUCAAAGAGGUUCGCCCAGUAUCGCCGAUACGUUUGUCGGUGAAUGCGUCAGUACAGACAGAGCGAGAAGCAAAACCCGAUACGCAAGAUACCACGAGCAAAGUCGUCCUCAAAGAACCAACUUCACCCGUUGAGCGACGGGUGCACGAACGGCGGGACACACUGCCGAUGGAUCUAGGACCACAGCCUAGCCGACGUGCGUCCGUAGCUGCACGUAUGAGUCGCGAACGGCACGCUUACGAGACGACCGAAGCUAUACAGCUGUUGUCGCGGCAGGUCAGCGUUAGCCACAUGAUACCGAAGCUGUCCCACAUUAUGGACAAUCGUACCGACGAACCGAUUAAACCUAAUAAUGUUGAGCUGCUGAUUGCAAACAGUUACCCGGAAAGGUUGGAGCAAUCAUUCCGCGAGAACGAACAAUUCUACGCGCUGCAGAAUGCAGCACGCCGUCGAAAUACGGAUCGUGCGUCAACGAUAUCUUCGGUGUCGGAAAAACGACGCAUCUCUUUCCUUGAUGGUGCCACCCCUAAACAAUCGACCGGCAAAGAUGGUGACCGCUCGGUGCAGGAAAAUUACGCCCGGUUCUUCAACAUACAGCGGCUUCCCUCGAUGUGGCACCGGAUAGCGGAGAAUCCGGCAGGCAUGGCCACCUCCAUACCGAAUCAAAUAUUUAACACCAAACGUUCCAACGGUGACGAUAUGCUAACGAUCGAGAUACGGUCCGUACGGUGGCAUGAAGCCGCCAUCGAUCGAUUGCUAGCUGCCAAGGUUUCGCUCUACUACGUCGAGUUUACCUUUCUCGAUCUUUACGGCCAUCGGUUGGAAACGCCGCAUUCGGCCAACUUCCUAUCCGCUGACGGUGCAGUUCAGCUAGAGCAUAGGUUCGAUUUUAAGGUGAGCGUCGAACUGGACGCUAAGCGUCAUCCGGGACGACGCGAGCAGCUGAAGAAAAUGCUUGCCCCGGCAGCAGGAAACGUCGGUACGGUACGGUUUGUGGUUGUGAAUGAGGAUCGCACUGCCGGUGGCAGUCCGAGUGAGGAUAUAGGAUACGCCUCGAUCAAACUGCGCACCGAGCUGCAGAAUGCUUUGGCACCGAACGUGAUGUCGCAGCUGGAUGUCGAGGCACCGAUCUACGAUUUUGACCACGAGCACGAUGAGUUGGGUGUGCUUACAGUUAAAUUUGACAACAUCAAGCUGCUGUUGUCGCUGAUGGAGUGAUAGUUUUCGAUAGCUAGUGAGCAUCAUUAUUUUUUUAAAUAUUUUUUAACUAUAUUUAUUUUUUAAAGAACUAAUUUUCAUUUGUUGUUUUAUUACUAUAACGGAAAGAACGGAAAUGAUGUUAAAUUUCCAGUUCUGAUAUUUUUCUGAACCAUAUCAAUGCAUGUAUUCGCUGAUGAUUCAUGCAUGUAGUUUCCCGCCAUUUGGUUCACCGCCUCGUUGACAGCUACACAGUGGGCUCUUCCACCAUAUCGCCCGCUUCACUAAUUCACCGCAAUAUUAAAUUAAAUCAAAUGGCGUAUGAAUAUAUUCCAGAAUAAUUUAUCAUUAAUACUUAAUUAAAUGAGCAUUUUAAAUAAAUGUUACGGUCCUACCAAUUUUUUUUUUACUAAUCUAUUUAUUUUUGCCGUUGACAUUACUAGUGUCCAUCUAAUCGACCACUGUGCUCAUCGUUUGUUUUGAUUUGUGCACGCAUAGUUUGCAUUGCCGCAAGCACGUUGUACGCCGGAAUUUUUGCGAAAGAAAGUUCAAGGAGCGGGAUAAGAAUCCAGAUCGUUUAAAAUUCCCUUUUUGUGCACAUCUUCAAAGUGCAGUGCUAAACUAUUAAGGUGUGAGUGGAUAAUAGCUGUGGAAAAACGCAUCCAUGGUGUAUAAAGUGCAUACAGC
Anopheles stephensi (Asian malaria mosquito) is the source of this 3993-nucleotide messenger RNA. RefSeq names its product probable serine/threonine-protein kinase kinX. Gene Ontology annotation, cellular component: ciliary transition zone. The transcript is spliced from 8 exons. Gene Ontology annotation, biological process: non-motile cilium assembly. Lineage: Eukaryota; Metazoa; Arthropoda; Insecta; Diptera; Culicidae. Bases 439 to 3327 code for a protein of 962 amino acids. The record is from RefSeq and is a predicted model, not a curated record.